GACUUGUGCCGUUGUUUGGUCCAUAGUUAUGGGCACUGGCUCUUAACAGCUACGAUGUGUAUCGACCGUGAACCGUGGACGAAUCGACGGAAACGUUUAAAAAUAUUUUAUUGUCACCCGGAGGAGGAAUGAGAUGAAUGCCGUGUCAUCUGGAAGCUAAGGUAAGCCUCCUUGUUGUAUCCGUUUUUUUCUUUAAAAAUUAUGCCUAUAAGAGCGCUUUUGAGUACUAGUAAUAUAGAUUCUUUCGUUCGGAAACUGCUCGAUUCCGAAAUUAGUCACAUGGCAAAGCACAUGGUUUUCGAAACUCAAAUGAGCUGUCGUUUGCAAUUUCGUGUCAUUGUUGGGUGUUGUUUUACGGAGUUGAUUUCUGUCUGUUGGCGAUUUCUAUUAUCGGAGCUAUGGAUGUUUUUUGUACUGAAAAUGCUGAUAACAAGUCUCUAGUAUAUUCGGGGACAAAAGCAUUAUCGGAGCCCUCGAGUGGCCGGGGUAAUUCGCAAGGCCAGGAGAGGUGUAGCUUCGAAGAAGCUUACGUCGAGUUCCCCUCUCGCUGGGACUUAAAUGCCACAAUUGUGGAAAGCGAGAUUGAGAGAAAACUUUCAAAUACUUAUCAAACAAAUGCUAUACAAAUUUUAAAUAAUCUAUACCAAAUAACAAAUGUCAAAUACCAAAUGCUGAACAACUGUGAAAUACAUGACCUAUCAGAUGAGGAAUUGCUGAAACAUGAAAAUACCAAGGAGCAGAGCGAAUCUGUUACGGUACCCGAGCAGUAUAUCGACACAUGUAUAAGAAAACCUGAACUCCAAAACGGAAUUCUACUCCAGGUGUCAAGUAAGUUUAAUUUUCAAUGCAGUGGCGAUCGUCAAUUUUCAAAUGUACUCGACAAUAACAAAAUUCAGCUACGAAAUUCAAGAGCAGUGGUAGUCUCUCAUUUACGAAUGAGAUGAGGAAGAGAGCCCUCUAGAAUUUCUUUCAGUGUGGUGACUAGACUUUUUAAAAGGAGAAAGACAAGAAAUGCGGUCAAAUUAUACACUAAGAAUUAUGUGCCUCCAUCAUCUAUGUUGAAGGUUAUGCUGUGCGAAUAUGCUCGUAAUCACUUCUUUGAACAAUGCAGAAGAUCAAACUUCACAGUUUUCCCGAAGAAGUAUUUUAUUAGACGGAAGCUUCAUUUGUUUGUUUUUCGACUGAGGACACUGAAGCAUAAAAAGUCACCUUCGUCUUGUAUUUAUACUGAAAACAAUAUUUACAAAAAAUUAGGGCAGCUCCGCGUUAAAACUUAUCAUUUAUCUAGCAGAAUCAUAUCACUUAGUGGAGAUGUUGAAUUAAAUCCAGGGCCUUCAGAACAGACUUGUAAUCCCUUGUGUAGUUCAUCACGUAUGAAUUCUGCAUCUCUAUUAGAAACAAGAUUGUUUUACUUAGGCAGAACUGCAGUUGAUGUUGGAGGAGGUGGUGAUUGCUUUUUUAGAGCUGUAUCGCAUCAACUUUAUGGCAAUCCCAAUAAUCAUUUUUAUGUGCGCAGUGUUGGUGUUCAGUAUUUAGUGCAUAACCCUGAACAAUUUAUAGAGAGCAACACUGAGCAUUCUUGGCAAGAUUAUUUACAAAGAAUGUCAAAUGAGGGAACAUGGGCUGAUGCUAUCANGUGA
Orbicella faveolata is the source of this 1640-nucleotide messenger RNA. RefSeq lists its product as uncharacterized. The record is from RefSeq and is a predicted model, not a curated record. NCBI's taxonomy places the organism in Eukaryota, Metazoa, Cnidaria, Anthozoa, Scleractinia, Merulinidae.